GGAGCACACAGGAAAAUGCUUGUGGCUGCCUUUGGGCCUCAGGCAGGGAGAGGCUGGGAUAAAAGCAAGCCCAGCUGUUUGCUCUCUCCACCACUUCUGCCACCUCCUUCUCCUUGGGAACCAAAUUCACCUCCAGUCCCCAGACAUGUCCUGCUCUGACCAGUGCUGUCCCUGUGGCCCCUGCCAGCCCUGCGGCCCGUGCCCGCUGGCCAGCAGCUGCAAUGAGUGCUGCUGCAGGCGGUGCCAGGACUCCGUUGUGGUCAUCGAGCCCUCUCCCGUGGUGGUGACCCUGCCCGGACCCAUCCUCAGCUCCUUCCCUCAGAACACCGCUGUGGGAAACUCCACCUCCGCUGCUAUUGGCAACAUCCUCAGCUCCAACGGAGUGUCCAUCAACACUGGCUGCUGUGACCUGUCCUGCAUCACCAGCUGCUACUGUGGCAACAGAUGUCGGCCCUGCUAAAUCUGCUGGCAACGGACCUGGACAAGAACCUCCAAGACUUCACAACCUGAUGCUGGACAGGAGAUAGAACUUGAGGCACUGCCUCCAGAGCUUCAGGCCUCUGUUUCCUCUUUCCUCCCUCUUUUCUUUGCUGUUUUUUUUCUUCCUAACGCCACCGGAGUCAACACCUGUUGGCCUCCGUCCCUCUGCAGAGCAGUCAGGCGGACACCCUGCGGGACCUCCGCCGUGUCUUGGUGGCUGACCCUGGUGCUCCCUGGCAGCCACUUCCUUUCCUUCUUUAGACUGAUUAAAGUUGUGCU
Molecule: messenger RNA, 759 nt
Organism: Cuculus canorus (common cuckoo)
Lineage: Eukaryota; Metazoa; Chordata; Aves; Cuculiformes; Cuculidae
Product: feather keratin Cos1-1/Cos1-3/Cos2-1-like
Exons: 2
Coding region: 146-460 (104 amino acids)
Cellular component (GO): intermediate filament
Molecular function (GO): structural constituent of cytoskeleton
Source: RefSeq, a predicted model, not a curated record